CCGCCGCUGAGGCCCCUGCCCGGGAGCCCCGUGACACGCUCCUGCCUCAGGGAGCAUGUGACACAGGCUGCCACGCUGGCCCCUUCCAGAAAGCAAUGGGCCCCCGUGUACUCCCUCCCGGCCUUCUGGCUGCUCCCCCACCUGGGGCAUCUAGGGGGCAGGACCGUGCCUGCCUCGCUGCCCCGCUAUUGGAAGCAAAGACCGCCACUGUUCCCAGUCAGGGCUCAGGGGUCAGGAGCCCGGGGCAGACUGGCUGGGCACAUUGCAGGGCUGGCUGUCCGGGGGCCCCAUCGCCGCACAGAACUGGUCAGGGCUGCGUUUUCUGUAUGGGGCCUGAGAACAGGGCCAAGUGUGGGUGCUGCAGCCUGAAGCCAAGCCCCUGGGCUGCUGGUGACAGCCCCACCCAGGGGCGCCAGGGACCCCACCCUCUAUGCGCCCACAGCUCCCUGUCCUGGGGAGGCCGGGACCACAUGGAUGGGCAGAUCCUGAGCCAGCUGCGCCCCCUGGCAGAGGAGGAGGAGGAGGCUGGGGCCGGGUCCACACCCUCCGCCAGGCCCGCCUUCCCCGGCAUGGGCUCUGAGGAGCUGCGGCUGGCCUCCUUCUACGACUGGCCGCUGAGCGCCGUGGUGCGGCCCGAGCUGCUGGCUGCCGCUGGCUUCUUCCACACGGGCCAGCAGGACAAGGUGAGGUGCUUCUUCUGCUACGGAGGUCUGCAGAGCUGGGAGCGAGGCGACGACCCCUGGACAGAGCAUGCCAGGUGGUUCCCCAGGUGUGAAUUCCUGCUCCAGACCAAGGGAAGGGACUUUGUCUGCAGCGCGCAGGAGUCAUGCUGCCGCCGGCCGGGCCCCUGGCUGACUGGCUCCUUUCAGGACCGUCCGGAGGACCCAGAAGAAGCAGGUCCCGCGGCCGCCUCAGAUGCCGGGGGCAGCCGGGAGUGGGCUGUGUGGAGCCAGUGCCCGGCGGUGCAGGCGGUGCUCCGGAUGGGCUUUGGGCGGGGCCAGGUGCAGCAGCUGCUGCAGCGUAAGUACCACCAAGCAGUGCUGGCUGGCAUGUCCACGUCGCAGCUGGUGGCCGACCUGCUCCAAGAAGAGGACAGGGGCUGGGCGGCAGGAGCCAGAGCUCCCACCCACCUGGGCCCUGAGCCGCCCACAUCCAGGAGAGAGGCGCAGGUGCAAAGCACCAGGGAGCCAGGGUGUGGGGGCGGUGUCACAGGUCACGCCGGUGAAGAACCAGGUGGAGCCCAGGUCCCAAGGGAGCCCCAGGGAGCCCGGGAUGCAGAGGAGCAGCUGCAGCGCCUGCGGGAGGAGCGGACCUGCAGGGUGUGCCUGGACCGCGCCGUGGCUGUCGUCUUCGUGCCCUGCGGCCACCUGGCCUGUGGCGAGUGCGCGCCCAGCCUGCAGCGGUGCCCCGUCUGCAGGGCCCCCAUCCGCAGCUGUGUGCGCACCUUCCUGGCCUAGGCUGGGAGCUGUGAGCACCAGCCCCGAGGGGACCCCUCACCCGCUCAAAGUGUCCCUCGGCCCACCCAGUGGCCUGCGGAGGACAGCUGAGCUGGUGUCCAGCACUGACCACUCUGGCGGGCAAGAGGGAGCUGCGGGCGGCUUGGCGCCAGGGGCCAGGAGGGGGGCGCUUUACCUACGUGUGGAUGCUCUGGAAGCGUCAAAAUAAAGUGUGGGUUUUCCCUGCUCA
Messenger RNA from Phacochoerus africanus (Common warthog), 1686 nucleotides. RefSeq names its product baculoviral IAP repeat containing 7 (gene BIRC7). The transcript is spliced from 8 exons. NCBI's taxonomy places the organism in Eukaryota, Metazoa, Chordata, Mammalia, Artiodactyla, Suidae. Gene Ontology annotation, molecular function: cysteine-type endopeptidase inhibitor activity involved in apoptotic process; ubiquitin protein ligase activity. The record is from RefSeq and is a predicted model, not a curated record. Gene Ontology annotation, cellular component: nucleus; cytoplasm. Gene Ontology annotation, biological process: positive regulation of protein ubiquitination; negative regulation of apoptotic process; regulation of cell cycle. The coding region runs from base 96 to 1457 and encodes 453 amino acids.